Terrapene triunguis (Three-toed box turtle) is the source of this 3347-nucleotide messenger RNA. It is a transcript of the gene BNC2, whose product is annotated as basonuclin 2. Gene Ontology annotation, biological process: regulation of DNA-templated transcription. Gene Ontology annotation, cellular component: nucleus. The record is from RefSeq and is a predicted model, not a curated record. Bases 125 to 3295 code for a protein of 1056 amino acids. NCBI's taxonomy places the organism in Eukaryota, Metazoa, Chordata, Testudines, Emydidae. The transcript has 6 exons.
GGGGGCAGAGAGGAAAACCGAGAAGAGCAGAGAGCCCAGAGGCAGAAGGAAGGGGCUGGUGCAGGCACUGCUGCUGAGAGGAGAUCAAGAGACAGGGGGUGCACUUGACAACCAGCAUGCAGAGAUGUCAGAAGAGGCAGAAGUGGAUGUGAGAGACAGAGAGACACAGAGACACAGAGAGCGAAAGAGGGCAAGAGACUUGACUUUAAGAGACUCCUGCACUGACAACUCCAUGCAGUUCGGAACAAGAACGGCAACGACCGAAUCUGGUUUCAUGGGGACAUGGCAGAACGCUGACACUAACCUCUUAUUCAGAAUGUCCCAACAGGCCAUCCGCUGUACACUGGUAAAUUGCACAUGUGAAUGUUUCCAGCCAGGGAAGAUUAACCUGAGAACCUGUGAUCAUUGUAAACAUGGCUGGGUGGCACAUGCUUUGGACAAGCUUAGCACUCAGCAUCUGUACCACCCUACCCAAGUGGAGAUUGUGCAGUCCAACGUAGUGUUUGACAUCAGCAGCCUGAUGCUCUAUGGUACCCAGGCUGUGCCUGUGAGACUGAAGAUACUGCUGGACCGACUCUUCAGUGUAUUGAAGCAGGAAGAGGUGCUGCACAUCCUGCAUGGCUUAGGCUGGACACUUCGGGACUACGUGCGGGGCUACAUCCUUCAGGAUGCUGCAGGCAAGGUGCUGGACCGCUGGGCCAUCAUGUCCAGGGAAGAAGAGAUUAUUACCCUUCAGCAGUUUCUGAGAUUUGGAGAAACCAAAUCCAUCGUGGAGCUGAUGGCAAUUCAAGAAAAGGAGGGGCAGGCAGUGGCUGUGCCAUCUUCAAAGACAGAUUCAGAUAUAAGGACUUUUAUUGAAAGCAAUAAUCGCACUAGGAGCCCAAGUCUCCUUGCUCACCUGGAGAACAGCAACCCUUCCAGCAUUCAUCACUUUGAAAACAUCCCUAACAGCCUUGCGUUUCUGCUUCCAUUCCAGUACAUAAAUCCCGUCUCUGCUCCAUUGCUGGGGCUGCCUCCAAAUGGCCUCCUGCUGGAACAGCCAGCUCUGAGGCUGCGUGAACCAAGCCUUUCUACCCAAAAUGAAUAUAAUGAAAGCAGUGAAUCUGAAGUUUCCCCCACUCCUUUCAAGAAUGAGCAGACAUCCAGCAGGAAUGCUUUGACCAGCAUCACAAAUGUAGAACCCAAAACUGAGCCAGCCUGUGCGUCUCCCGUUCAAACAUCUACACCCAUCAAUGAUUUGUCCAAAACUGAGCACACAAAAAGCUCAUUCAGGAUUCACAGAAUCAGAAGAAUGGGAUCAGCGUCAAGAAAAGGGAGAGUGUUCUGCAAUGCAUGUGGUAAAACUUUCUAUGACAAAGGUACUCUCAAAAUCCACUACAAUGCAGUUCAUCUUAAAAUCAAACACCGGUGCACGAUUGAAGGCUGCAACAUGGUCUUCAGCUCUCUUAGAAGUCGCAAUCGUCACAGUGCUAACCCUAAUCCCCGCCUUCACAUGCCUAUGCUAAGGAACAACCGAGACAAAGAUCUAAUCCGUGCUACAUCAGGAGCUGCCACCCCUGUCAUAGCAAGUACAAAAUCCAGUCUUACCUUAACAAGCCCUGGUCGGCCUCCAAUGGGUUUUACUACUCCCCCGCUAGACCCUGUACUACAGAACCCUCUUUCUAGCCAGCUGGUGUUUCCAGCUUUAAAGACUGUCCAACCUGUUCCUCCUUUUUACAGAAGUUUACUUACUCCUGGAGAGAUGGUGAGCCCUCCAACCUCAUUACCCACCAGUCCCAUCAUACCAACAGGUGGUUCAGUGGAGCAGCAUCCUCCUCUUCCUUCAGAGUCAUCGUUACCUGCGAUGGUGAUGCCUACCCAUGAGCCUAAUGCUGACCUUGCCCCUAAGAAGAAACCAAGGAAGUCAAGCAUGCCAGUUAAAAUAGAAAAGGAAGUUAUUGAUACUGCUGAUGAGUUUGACGAUGAAGAUGAUGAGGCUAAUGACAACAGCAUGAUGGCUAAUGAUAUUGGUCAUGACAAUCACUGCCAUUCGCAGGAGGAAAUGAGCCCAGGAUUGUCUGUGAAAGACUUUUCUAAAAAUGGUAGAAUCAGAUGCAUUUCCAGGACAGAGAUAAGAAGGGCGGACAGCAUGACCUCAGAAGACCAAGAGCACGAGAGAGACUAUGAAAACGAGUCAGAAACCUCAGAGCCAAAAUUGUGCGAGGAAUCCAUGGAAGGUGAUGAACGCAUCCAUGAAUCUAAUGAACACUCUAUGAUGAACAGUGGGAUGCCAGAUGAAAAUCACAACGAAUCUUCUCACCGGGAUGUAAUUAAGGUGAAGGAAGAGUUUACAGACCCUACCUAUGAUAUGUUUUACAUGAGCCAAUAUGGACUGUAUAAUGGGGGCAGUGCCAGUAUGGCUGCCCUUCAUGAAAGUUUCACUUCAACAUUCAACUACAACAGUCCUCAAAAGUUCUCCCCAGAAGGGGACCUGUGUUCCAGCCCAGAUCCCAAGAUCUGCUAUGUCUGCAAGAAGAGUUUCAAAAGCUCCUAUAGUGUGAAGCUUCACUACAGGAAUGUUCAUUUAAAAGAGAUGCAUGUCUGCACAGUGGCUGGCUGUAAUGCUGCCUUCCCAUCACGGAGAAGCAGAGACAGGCACAGUGCUAACAUAAACCUGCACCGUAAACUGUUGACCAAAGAACUGGAUGACAUGGGACUGGAUACCUCUCAGCCCUCUCUUAGUAAGGACCUCCGUGAUGAAUUUUUGGUGAAGAUCUAUGGCACCCAGCAUCAAAUGGGGCUUGACGUAAGGGAAGACACCUCCUCACCAGCUGGUACUGAGGAUUCCCACAUGAAUGGGUAUGGAAGGGGCAUAUCUGAAGACUACAUGGUCCUAGACCUGAGCACCACCUCCAGCAUCCAGUCUAGCAGCAGUAUCCAUUCCUCAAGAGAAUCUGAUGCAGGCAGUGAUGAGGGGAUUCUCCUGGAUGACGUUGAUGGGGCAAGUGACAGUGGGGAAUCUGCACACAAAAUGGACACCCCUGCCAUAGGUGUAGGUAUGGGUUCCGACCUUCCAGGAUCCCUCAUGUUCAACAAUGUUCCAAUGAGCAACGGUGGGAUAAUGUGUAACAUUUGCCACAAAAUGUACAGCAACAAGGGGACCCUCAGGGUGCACUAUAAAACGGUGCACUUGCGAGAAAUGCACAAGUGCAAAGUCCCUGGGUGCAACAUGAUGUUUUCCUCUGUCCGCAGCCGAAAUCGGCACAGUCAGAACCCUAACCUGCAUAAAAACAUUCCCUUCACUUCAGUAGAUUAGUUUAAGGACGGACACGCAAAUGCCAGCUCUCACGGAGGGCCUACCAUGUUUG